AUGAGAACCUCCACCUUAGCAGUCAUUUUAACUGUUGCCGCAUCCAUCAACGCCAAAUUCGCAAUUCCAGAUGCAGCAAAGUUAGUUGCCAGAGCUGAAUCUUCCUCAGACUCUAGCGAUUCUGAAUCAUCUAGCUCUGAUGCUUCUUCAUCAUCUGAUGAAUCUGGAUCUUCUGGAGCAGGAUCUUCUGAAUCUUCCGGUUCUGCUUCUAGAUCUUCAGGAUCUUCAGGAUCUUCGGGAUCUUCAGGAUCUUCUUCAUCUGAUGAUUCUUCAUCCUCUGGAUCUGGAUCUGGAUCUUCAGGAUCUUCUGACUCUUCUACCUCAGAUUCCAGUUCUAGUGCUGAUAGUGCUGCUGUUGGCUUAAGCCACGCUGCUGGUUACGGUUUCGCCGCCGCUGCUGUUGUCGUUGGUGGUUUAUUAAUCUAA
Messenger RNA from Debaryomyces tyrocola, 426 nucleotides. Lineage: Eukaryota; Fungi; Ascomycota; Pichiomycetes; Serinales; Debaryomycetaceae. The record is from the annotation of a GenBank genome assembly.